Molecule: messenger RNA, 627 nt
Organism: Sordaria macrospora k-hell
Lineage: Eukaryota; Fungi; Ascomycota; Sordariomycetes; Sordariales; Sordariaceae
Biological process (GO): protein repair; response to oxidative stress
Molecular function (GO): peptide-methionine (R)-S-oxide reductase activity
Source: RefSeq, a predicted model, not a curated record
AUGCGUUACUAUCCCCAAGCCGUCAACUUCCUCCGCAUCCUGCGCACCUUGUCCACCUUCACACAGAGGCCCCGCAUACCGCAGCACUCAUUGUUAUCAAAUAGAAAUAUCAUCCUCCUAAAGUCUUCUAUGCCUACGAUUCCCUUUCUCAGCGGCUUCUUCGGUUCAUCCUCAUCCUCAUCCUCUUCCAACAAAAUGCCCGAGAACUACCCCGUCCAAAAGUCCGCUGAUGAGUGGCGUGCGGUUCUUAGCCCUCAACAAUUUCGCAUCCUCCGCGAAAAGGGCACCGAACCCGCCGGCACCGGCAAGUUCGACAAGCACUACCCCUCGGCGGGCGUCUACACCUGCGCCGGCUGUCAUGCGCCGCUGUACAAGGCCUCGCACAAGUUCAACUCGGGCUGCGGCUGGCCGGCCUAUUUCGACAGCAUCCCGGGCGCCGUGACGCGGCACGAGGACCGCGCGUUCGGCAUGACCCGGACCGAGAUCGUGUGCAGCAACUGCGGGGGGCACCUCGGCCAUGUGUUCAAGGGCGAAGGGUUCAACACGCCGACGGAUGAGAGGCAUUGUGUGAAUAGCAUUUCUUUGACGUUUAGUGAGGAUGAGACGGCCGCUGAUAAGAAGGAGUAA